GCUGAGGGCGUCGUGAGACCUGCGGAAAACAAUGGGAACUUUCUCCUGCGCCAGCGGUGCCGCUGCCUCCGGCCUGCCCGGCCGUGCUGCCGUAGGAAAAACGAGCUGCUGGAUGUAGAAGGAAAGUAGAUCGUGCGCACAGAAAAUGCCUCUAAGGGACAAGUGUUGUCAGACUGACCACCAUCACCAUGGAUGCUGUGAACCAGUGCAUCUGUUGGAACCUGGUGAUCCUCCAUUAUUGCAGCAGCCUCUGCAAACAUCAAAAUCUGGUAUACAACAAAUCAUUGAGUGUUUUCGAUCAGGAACAAAACAACUUAAACAUAUCUUGUUAAAGGAUGUGGACACCAUUUUUGAGUGUAAAUUGUGCCGGAGUCUCUUCAGAGGGUUACCAAAUUUAAUUACUCAUAAAAAGUUCUAUUGUCCUCCAAGUCUUCAGAUGGAUGAUAACCUCCCAGAUACAAAAGAUAAGCAGAGUCAAGCCAUAAAUAACCUUCUUGAAGCAAUUUAUCCAAGGGUAGAUAAGCAAGAAUAUAUCAUUACAUUGGAACCUAUAGAAACUAAUCAAAAUGCUGUAUUUCAAUAUGUGUCAAGGACUGAUAGCCCAGAUGAGAACACAGAAAGUAGCCAUACCCCUGAUCAAGCUCCAGUACAGAUACAGGAACCCAGCACUGAGCAACCCAAGACUGUUUCAGCCCCAGCUCCAGUCCCAGCUGGGGAGGCUGUAGAGUUACCUCCUGCUGAUCCUGUUACAAACAAGGUGAUACCUACUCCUGAAGAGCAGCCACCAGCAGUAAAUCCUGACUUGGACUCUCUGGAUAAUUCUGAUUAUGGCCACCAGUUGAUUUGUUGCCUCUGUAGGAAGGAAUUUCAUUCAAGACGGAGUGUACGCCGGCACAUUCGAAAAGUACACAAAAAAAAGAUGGAGGAGCUAAAGAAGUACAUAGAAACAAAAAAGAAACUAAACCAGUGCUCUGCAAAAGGACGAAAUAAGAAUGUUCUCGUAACACUAGGUAGAAGUUGUCCCGUGUGUUAUAAAUCAUUUGCCACAAAAGCCAAUGUAAGGAGGCAUUUUGAUGAAGUUCAUAGAGGAUUAAGAAGGGAUUCCAUUACUCCUGAUAUAGCUACAAAGCCUGGGCAGCCUUUGUUCUUGGAUACAGUUUCUGCUAAAAAAUCUUUUAAGACCAGAAAACAAAAGUCGUCUUCAAAGGCUGAAUACAAUUUAAGUGCAUGCAAAUGCCUUCUGUGCAAGAGAAAAUAUAGUUCACAAAUAAUGCUGAAAAGGCAUAUGCAAAUUGUUCACAAGAUAACUCUUUCUGGGAAGAACUCUAAAAGAGAGAAAGGACCCAACAAUGCUACCAAUGGCACAGAAAUAAAAGUCGAACCAGCAGAUUCUGUAGAACCUUCACCCCCUUCCAUUGCGCUUUCUCCACAGAAUGAAUUAAAGGGAACAAAUCAUUCAAAUGAGAAAAAGAACACACCGUCAGCACAGAAAAAUAAGGUUAAACAGGACCCUGAAAACCCUAAAUCAACUUCUAAAUCAACCACUAAAUCAACCUGCAAAUCAACCACUAAAUCAACCCCUAAAUCAACCAAUGCAUCUGCUGCAGGUGGCCAGCAAAAAACCAGGAAGCCAAAACUUUCAGCUGGCUUUGACUUCAAGCAGCUUUACUGUAAACUCUGUAAGCGCCAGUUCACUUCUAAACAGAAUUUAACAAAACACAUUGAAUUACACACAGAUGGAAAUAAUAUUUAUGUUAAAUACUACAGGUGUCCACUCUGCUCUUACGAAACGCGUCGCAAGCGUGAUGUGAUAAGACACAUAACUGUGGUUCAUAAAAAGUCGCCACGCUACCUUGGGAAAAUAACGGCAAGUUUAGAAAUAAGAGCAAUAAAGAAGCCAAUCGAUCUUGUUCUAAAUAAGGUGACAAAAAGAGGCUCUCAAAGGGAUGAAACAAAACAGAUUGGUUCAAAACAGGAUGUCACCUCUAAUUCUCCCAAUAAAAAGUAUGAAGGAACUGAUGUUGGUAUUGAAGUAAAAGUAACAAAAAACUUUUCUCUGCACCGAUGCAAUAAAUGUGGGAAAGCAUUUGCCAGAAAAGCUUUCCUGGAACAUCAUAAGAAAACCCACAAAGCAAACGUAUCUCAUUCACCUGAAGAAAGUAAAACCAAAGGCAGAAGUACAAGAUCUAAAGCUGUUGUCUGAUAGGUUCAAGUGAUGUUCGGAAAGUUUGAAGUUCAUUUGAAUGAAAAAGACCUUAGUUUGUUGUUGGAACUGCUAAUUCUUGAUAAUGGUACUAUAAGGAGAAAAUACUUUCAUAAGGUGUUUUUUUUUUCUUAUUAUAUUAAUAAUCAUUCUGACUGCUCGUAGGACAAUACCACUUCCCAAAACACUGAAGUAGUUGAAGUGAAAUGCACAUGCUUCUAAAUUAGCAGUUUUCUCUAUGCAGUUGUAGUUUGACCCAGUAUAGAACAAACUUCCUGAAACUGAAAAAGAGUAUACCAGAGACAAGUUAAUGAACAGCAGCUUUGGAAGAAGGUGGUUUUUCCUCAUUUAGGAAAUCUUCAGAAAACUCAUCGUGCAUACUGGUCCUCCUUGGUAGUGCUAAUUGAUGGACAGCUCAAACUUUGAUGUGAUAUCCUACUUUGGUAAAUGUUGUGUUACAUACUGUUUUAAAUUUAUUACAAAUGAAUGUAUAAAAGCAAACAAUGUAGUGUUUAUUGGCUGAAUUCUACUAAUUUUUAGUAUUUGCCAUAAAUUCAGUUUGUUCAUAUUGACUAAUUUCCUAGUUCAAGGACAUUCUGAAUUUCACUGUGCUGAAGUUGCUUCAAAGACCUCCAUUUUGUUUCCAUAUGUGGUUCAUAAGAAAACUUUGUAAACAUCUAGGAAGUUUACAAGAAUAUCCACAUUCCUCUAUUCUUUAAUUUUUUUAAAAAAAAAUAUACACAAGCACUUUAAUGAUAGUUGCAGUUUAUUUUUUCAGUUUAUUUUUGAAAGAUCAACACACUAAUGUUAAUAUGAAGGUAGUGAAUAUUUGCUGAUGUAUUAUAGACAAUCUGUGCACAACCACUUAUAAUGUUAGCUUAUUUCAUUAAAUAUUAAUAAAAAGGGAGGAUAGUUUGGGAGAAACUCAAAAUAUAUUUUCUCUCAAAAUCAUAAAUGACCACUAUGUGUAGUACUUGACUUUGUGUAAUUGGAAAAUAUUUUAGAUAACUUUUUUUUUUAACCUUUUAAUUAAGAUUGUAGUAAAACAGUUGCAUGCCUACCAUGAUGAAGUUCUUGGCAGGUUUCAUUUGAUCAUGGGUUCUGUUUUGGGGUUUUUUUGUUGUUUGGGGUUAUUUUUUUUUUGUUUGUGUUUUUGGUUUAUUUUUUUACCUUUUAGAAAAUAAUUUGUUUAGUGAUUUGUGUCAAAUUGCUACAAUUUGAAAGGUAUUGUACAUCAGAAGAAAUACCAUGUUUUUUAUAUCGGUUCACUCCCUUACUUAGGGAGGUGCCUCGUGUUCAUAUAUACUUUUUUUGUAUAAAAUAUAUCUAAAUGUUGAUCACAAGAUCAGGAGUAAAAAUGCUUUUAUGGAUAGAGAACUAUUUGGCCCUGUUAGUGCAUUGCACUAAAAAUACUGUGAAUGGGAAUUAAGAUUGUAGCUUUGCUCAAAAUGUUCUAUAUUGAAUGUACAUGCUUUUGUUUGGGUAAAUGUACUGUAUUUGAUGGAAAAUAAAGCAGACUGGAAAUGAUUUUUAAGUGGGCAUAAACAAAAAGAUGUUGUGUUUGUAAACUUGGGAUAUCUGUCACUGCACAAUUGGAAAUUACAUUGUUUGCGUUUUGUAAAGUUUUAUUUGUUGAUCAUUGAAACUAGUUGUUUGUAAUAUUCUGUUAAAAUAAAUGUCUUUUUUUUUUUUAUUAAAAAUUUGGCACUUGUGGAGUGAACACUUCA
Molecule: messenger RNA, 3930 nt
Organism: Cyanistes caeruleus (blue tit)
Lineage: Eukaryota; Metazoa; Chordata; Aves; Passeriformes; Paridae
Gene: ZNF800
Product: zinc finger protein 800
Source: RefSeq, a predicted model, not a curated record